AUGGCGGAAGGAAUCGAUCGAAAUGCGGACGACAAGAUGGAGUUCUCCACCUCCAAGGAGGUUACCGUCGCGCCCACCUUCGAGGCAAUGCACCUGAAGGAGAACUUGCUACGCGGUAUCUACGCCUACGGUUACGAAUCGCCUUCAGCGGUGCAGUCGCGUGCUAUUGUGCAAAUCUGCAAAGGUCGCGACACUAUUGCGCAGGCACAGUCCGGAACCGGAAAGACUGCGACUUUCUCUAUCUCUAUCCUCCAGGUCAUCGACACAGCUGUACGCGAGACGCAGGCGCUCGUACUGUCGCCUACUCGCGAACUUGCGACUCAAAUCCAGCAGGUUAUCGUAGGUCUCGGUGACUACAUGAACGUACAAUGCCACCCUUGCGUUGGAGGCACAAACGUCGGCGAGGACAUUCGCAAGCUUGACUAUGGCCAGCACGUUGUCUCUGGGACCCCAGGACGCGUUGCUGACAUGAUUCGCCGCCGCAAUCUCCGCACGCGUAACAUCAAGAUGCUCGUUCUUGAUGAAGCCGACGAACUCCUCAACCGAGGUUUCCGCGAACAGAUCUACGACGUCUACCGCUACCUACCACCCGCGACACAAGUCGUAGUCGUUUCAGCCACCCUCCCGUACGAUGUGCUCGAGAUGACAACCAAAUUCAUGACGGACCCCGUGCGCAUUCUGGUUAAGCGUGACGAGUUGACACUAGAGGGCCUCAAACAGUACUUCAUCGCUAUUGAGAAGGAGGAGUGGAAGUUCGACACCCUAUGCGACCUCUACGACACACUCACCAUUACACAAGCUGUCAUUUUCUGCAACACUCGCCGCAAGGUUGACUGGCUGACCGACAAGAUGCGCGAGGCCAACUUCACCGUAUCCUCCAUGCAUGGGGAAAUGCCUCAGAAGGAGCGAGACAGCAUUAUGGCCGAUUUCCGUCAGGCCAACUCUCGCGUGCUCAUCUCAACCGAUGUUUGGGCGCGUGGUAUUGACGUGCAACAAGUGUCGCUAGUCAUCAACUACGAUCUUCCCUCGAACCGUGAGAACUACAUCCACAGGAUCGGUCGAAGCGGGCGAUUCGGACGCAAGGGUGUGGCUAUCAACUUCGUCACCCAGGAUGACGUCCGUAUCCUCCGUGACAUUGAGUUGUACUACUCUACCCAGAUCGACGAGAUGCCCAUGAAUGUUGCAGACCUGCUCUCGGAACACUACCCGCUCCGAGCAGCGGACUGGAAGUGGAGGAAGGGGCUCUCUAGCCGAGCAAAUAAAUUACUCCACCAGCAAACGUACCAUCCCACAUUCCAGUUAACCCUCAUCUUAACUAACCCCGUCUCCAGCACCAGAUCCGCAAUCGAAAUGCAGUUCAGCACCGUUAUCACCUUUACUCUCGCCCUUUUCGCCGGCGCCGCCUUCGCUAAUGAAGGGAAGAACUUUACCAUCAUCGGCCCGCCCGGCACCGUUCCCAACGCAAUCUCCAAGACCACAUCCAGGACCGUACCCGCCUCCACCGCAGGCUCUGACUCCGACUCCGACUAG
Messenger RNA from Alternaria atra, 1530 nucleotides. RefSeq lists its product as uncharacterized. The transcript has 6 exons. Bases 1 to 1530 code for a protein of 509 amino acids. Gene Ontology annotation, molecular function: mRNA binding; ATP binding; RNA helicase activity. Lineage: Eukaryota; Fungi; Ascomycota; Dothideomycetes; Pleosporales; Pleosporaceae. Gene Ontology annotation, cellular component: catalytic step 2 spliceosome; nucleolus. The record is from RefSeq and is a predicted model, not a curated record.